CUAUUUCUAUCUCUACCCCAUGUUUCGUAAGCUCUUCUGUGCUGCGGCCCAAUCCAAUCUUCACCAUCGUCACUUUCUUCCAAUUUCCCACUCAAACUUUCAGAAAGCCUUCAUUCCCGCCGAUCUCAUUCCUAAUUUGGUCACUGAAUCUUGCUUCGUCGCGAGAUCUCAGAAUAUCAGACCCUUCCCGCGAUUAUCUUCUUCCUAUUCCCGAUGAGUGAUUCCCGGCGGCCGUUCUCGGUUCCCAUUACUGCCGUCAACGAGGCCAAUAAGUCUGAGCUACUUCGUGCUCUCGAAACAUCGCUGGGUUCGUCGUUCAGCUCAGAGCCUCUGAUCCCAAAUCCAAAGCCAUUGAUAAUAGUAAUUAGCGGGCCAAGUGGUGUUGGAAAGGACGCAGUGAUCAAGAAACUUAGGGAAACUCGGGAGGGUCUUCAUUUUGUGGUCACUGCAACGAGUCGAGCGAAACGACCGGGUGAAGUUGAUGGAAAAGAUUAUUUCUUUGUGAGUAAAGAGGAAUUUGAAUCCAUGGUUAAGAGGGACGAGCUUCUGGAGUACGCGCUUGUGUAUGGAGAUUAUAAAGGCAUUCCAAAACAGCAAAUUCGGGAAUACAUGGAAGGGUAUGAUAUUGUUUUGAGGGUGGAUAUUCAAGGGGCUCAAACAUUGAGAAAAUUCUGUAAUUCGGCAGUUUUCAUUUUCCUUGUGGCUGAGAGUGAAAUGGCAAUGGUGGAAAGACUGGUUGAUAGAAAGACUGAAACUUUAGAGUCGCUGCUUGUGAGGAUUGCUACGGCUAGGGAGGAAGUGAAGCAUCUUAAGAAUUUUGAUUAUGUGGUUGUGAAUGCUAAAGGGAAGCUUGAAAAUGCAGUAACAUUAGUGAGUCCAUUAUUGAUGCUGAGAAGCGAAGGUCUGUCAAAGAGUGCUGUGGUAUAG
This is a messenger RNA of Neltuma alba, 927 nucleotides long. Its product is annotated as guanylate kinase 3, chloroplastic-like. Gene Ontology annotation, biological process: purine nucleotide metabolic process. NCBI's taxonomy places the organism in Eukaryota, Viridiplantae, Streptophyta, Magnoliopsida, Fabales, Fabaceae. Gene Ontology annotation, molecular function: GMP kinase activity. Gene Ontology annotation, cellular component: cytosol. The record is from RefSeq and is a predicted model, not a curated record.